AAAGCCGAGAGAAGGAAAGAGGUAGAGAGCGUGAGCGGCACGCGUGGAAAAGAAGCAUAUUUGAUAUAGAGUAGCGUGUUAAGAAUUAGUAGUUUUGUUUCCUUCGCGGACCACACUACAAUACACCACUUUGUCUUUCUUCUUACAUUCUUCGCUUAUCACUCAUUGCUCAUCUCGCAGAUUCAAAUUCAACGCAACUACGCUUCCCUCAGUCACUCACUCUCCCUCACACUUCAUUUUUUUUUCUUUUCCAAAUUAUAUGUCUCCACCUAUCUCUCUGUCUCUGAUAUAAACAGCGAACCGCGUUUUCAGAUCUCGAACGGUAGUUAGACGAGGCGAGAGACGAUAGGUUUGCGGUUUUCUGUUUUUUCAUCUCAGAUUUUUUAAAUGGAGGAUACAAUAGAUGCUACUGCAACCUUGGAUUAUGCUUCAAUUCACAUUUUUCCCCACCAAAACAGGUACGAGGCAUUUGUCUGUAUGGGGACGCAAUCUGAUAAAGUGGCAGCUGGACAUUUGGAACACUUGUUGCCUCAUUUACCUGCAAUAAAUGAUUUGUAUGCUGAAGGAUUUGAUGCAAAAUUCGAUCUUGAAUUACCAGAAAAUCUGCAUGGUGCUGAAUGGUUUUCAAAAGCAACACUUAAAAGGUUCCUUCAUGUUGUUAGUUCACCAGAUUUGAUAAAUGUCAUCAGCAGUAUCCUGGAUGAGAUGUCUCAGUUGGAGGAUUCAAAGAAAUUUCAUGUUUCUUUAUAUGGGAAGGGCCACAAGGAUCAUCUCGAAAUGGAAAGAGAUGGUAAUUAUAGCUCUUAUGGUGAAGCACCAGCUUCCAAACCAGAAGUUAGCAUUGUGUCACCCGAUGUUUCAAAGAAUGAAUUGUUACGAGCAAUGGAUCUAAGAUUAACAGCUUUGACUGACAAAUUGGCUGACACUUUUAACAAAGCCACUGGUGCUACAUGCUCCCCUGAAGAUCUGACCUAUUUAGCAAAAUUUUCUCAACAUUUUGGGGCCACUAACAUAGGGCAUUCUUUAUGCAAGUUUAUAGAACUAAACCACAAGAACCAGCAUGUUGGGCCCCUGAGCAAUGAAACAAUCUUGCACUCAUGUGAUGUGACAAAAGACAAUGCAAACAAGAUUGUCAAAAGCCUGCAGAGUUCCAAACCAUUACAUUCUAAUACACCAGUUAAGUAUGGUGUUUCACCAGCAAAAGCUGCCCAGGUUGAGAGACACGGUUCAACAGAAAGUGAGGAAUCUUCUAACUCUAGUGAUGAGGAUCAAACAUCUACUGAGAGAAGCCGUUCUCUUGUAAGAUCUGCAACACCCAGAAGAUCAGCAUCCCCUAUGCGAAGGGUCCAAAUAGGAAGAACUGGACCCCGCAGAGCUGCCGCAUUAACUAUCAAGAGUCUCAAUUAUUUUCCUGGCAGAGAGAGGCCAAAUACGUUUAGAGAUGCUUCUGAAAAUGACUAUGAAGGGGAAGUAUCUGACCAAUCCUAUAAGAAAUCAGAAAUUGAUGUAAGAAGGAUAACUGUACAAGAUGCCAUCAGUCUUUUUGAAAGCAAACAACGUGAUCAAACUACUGAUAUUCAGAAGAGAAAGUCAUUAGCAGAUGUUUCUGUUAGUACAAAUAAAUCUGUCUUGAGAAGAUGGAGUGCCGGUAUGGGGGAAACCUCUGUGCAAGACCAGCCAGAACAUGUCCCUGAAGAUCCCGUUCCAGUGACUUCUAAUGAUACGGUGCAUUGCGAGAUUCCAAAAAAUUCAGAUCUAGAAGUGGUUUCAGAUUUUGUUUCCCAAAUUGACAGUAGUAACGAGAUUACUGAUUGUGAUAAAAAACCAGAAAGACGGGAAAAUGUAGGUUUAUACACUGAAGAUAAUCCAAAUGAAACCAACCCAGAGGUAAAAGAUGAAACUGUAAAUAAGUUAGCAGCAUCAGCAGACUGGAAUCAACGAAAGCAAGAAGAAUUCAAUCAAAUUCUUAAAAAAAUGGUUGAAAGCAAGCCUGUUUUAUUUGGGAAGUCCAAGCCCAGCAGAAACCAGAGUAUUUCAUUUGAGCAGAGAGGAGGGUCUUACAAUCAUUAUAAGGAAAAGCGUGACGAAAAACUUAAAGGAGCAAAGGCUGGAAAAGUAGAAAAAGAAGCACAAUUCCGACAAAUGCAGCAACUACUUGAUAAGAGUAAGGUUGAAAUGACCAAAAGUGCGAGUGCAAGUAAAAUAGGUUCUUCAAGAUUGCCCCAAACUUCUCAAAGAAAAUCAACUCAAGCUGCAAAUUCUCCAAAGGAAAUAUCUAAGCCUUCAGCUACAAAAAGGAUAUCAUCUAGAACGUCACCCAUGCCUGCUACACGUAAGUCUUGGUCAGCAACACCUUCACCAAGGACAGCUGGUACGUCCCCAGCCAAAGCACGUGGUGGAAUUUCAUCUGCCAACACCACCCCAACACGGCGGAAGCCUGUGUCCACUACAUCUGUUCCCCAACCAAGCCCCCAAAAGGAAAGGUCUCAGCCGCGGAAGAGAAACGACAAAGAAACUCAGACCAGCAAUAAUUCCAAGAGCCUCAGAAGCAUGACUGAGAAGCGGCAGCCAGCUGUCCCAAACAAGAGCAAGGCAGUCAAAGCAAAAGUGACGACAGCUUCUGAAGAAGCCUCUGUUCCUUCAAAGACUAUCUUAAGUAAUAAGGGAACCAAGAAAAGCAGUGUGGUGCCUUUGGAAUCAAAACCAUUUUUACGCAAGGGUUCUCGGAUGGGGCAUGGAACUGCCGAUCUUAUCAAGAAAAAAGGUCCUCCUAAAAGUGAAAAAUCUCAGAAAGAGAGUGCAGAUCUUAUUGAAGAUCGAGAAAGUGAGUUGGUUGUCAAUGCUUCUGACUUGGUCAGUCACCAUUCAGACGGGGAUACGAUGACACCUAUUCAUCAGAAUGCUGCUACAGUACCAGACCCUCAGAUAAAUAACCAAUCGCAAUGCAGUGAGCCAGAGAAGUUAGACCAAAAGCCUACUGAUGGUGAUGUCGUAACAUACACGGAAGAGUCUUCCUUAAAUAUAAGGAAUGAAGAAGAAUUAACCAUAUCACCUUCUGCCUGGGUGGACACAGAAGAGGAUUCGUCCAAGCCAUGUGAGGAUGACACAUUUCAAUCAGUAUCUCUGGCAAAUGCUGUUCCAGUGGGAUCAUCUAGUCCUCGUGUUCGUCAUUCUCUAUCACAGAUGCUACAGGAAGAAAGUAGUGAACCUGACACUUGUGAGUGGGGAAAUGCCGAGAAUCCCCCUGCCAUGAUAUACCAAAAAGAUGCACCCAAAGGUUUGAAAAGACUGUUGAAAUUUGCUCGGAAGAGCAAGGGCGAUACAGGUUCCACUGGCUGGUCUAGCCCAUCUGUUUUCUCUGAAGGAGAGGAUGAUGCAGAGGAACUUAAAAAUUCUAAUAAAAGGAAUGCUGACAAUCUACUGAGGAAGGCCGCACUCAAUGUGAAAAGCUACGGACAACCAAAAAAUUCAGUACAUGAUGGAUAUGAAAGAAAUUUAGCAGGCAGAGGUGAUGGCAAGGAUUCUCACAAGAUGCAAGACGGUGCUGGUCCAACCACAAGAGGGUCAAGAUCAUUCUUUUCUCUUUCAGCUUUUAGGGGAAGCAAGCCCUGAGUCAAAGUUUCAUGGGAAACUGCCAUUAACUUUGCCAUCAUCCCUGGACCAGAUCUGUAUCAACUAAAGCUAAAUCAGAAUAAUUUCAGCGCGCGAUGUUAUAAAUUAUAUUGCGAAGUGGGGGGGUUUGGUGAAAUGCUGUAAAUUCAUUAAAUUGUGUUCGCCCUAUUUCUAUACAAUUUCCGAAAGUCAUAUCAUAUUAUCAGGUCUUCCCUAGGAAAAUUUUCCCAUAGCUGGAUUCUUUGUUGUAGUGUCCCAAACGUUCAUUUCAUCGUAUGGUGUUGUUACUUCGGAAAUAUUCAUCACUGUAGAUAACUAAAUGAUUAUGUUCUUUUUGUCAGCUCAAA
This is a messenger RNA of Vigna radiata var. radiata (mung bean), 3959 nucleotides long. Its product is annotated as nucleolar and coiled-body phosphoprotein 1. Lineage: Eukaryota; Viridiplantae; Streptophyta; Magnoliopsida; Fabales; Fabaceae. The record is from RefSeq and is a predicted model, not a curated record. Bases 388 to 3612 code for a protein of 1074 amino acids. The transcript is spliced from 11 exons.